Messenger RNA from Malania oleifera, 2107 nucleotides. RefSeq lists its product as uncharacterized. The coding region runs from base 176 to 1867 and encodes 563 amino acids. The record is from RefSeq and is a predicted model, not a curated record. The transcript has 12 exons. Gene Ontology annotation, molecular function: protein serine/threonine kinase activity; ATP binding. NCBI's taxonomy places the organism in Eukaryota, Viridiplantae, Streptophyta, Magnoliopsida, Santalales, Ximeniaceae.
GACGUUUUCUUAAAUUGCCAAAAUCCGCAGUGUACCCAAAACACAUUCUUAAGAAAAGAAAAGAAGAAGAAGAAGAAGAAGAAGAGGAGAAAGGGCAGCAACGGCCGAGCGGCACCUAGUGUCGUUCCUUUCGCACGCACAAUCAUUUUUUGUCCUUCUUCGUGCUGAAGCAGAGAUGGCGACAGGAGUAGAGGCGUCCGCUGUUGUCGAAAAACCAAAGGAAGAGGAUCCGCCAACGGUGGACGAAGGCGAAGACGAAGACGAGGACGAAGACCUCUCUUUCUCAUCGGAAUCUGAAAUCGGAGAUGCAUUGGACUGGUUGGACUCGAAGGACGACUUGGAAGAUGCGGAUGGAGCUGCUUUUACCCUCCACGCGAGGCGUCCAAACGCUCACGGAGGGCUUCUCUCUCGCCCUCAGUCGUCUCCGCUUCAGCCGCUCUCGAAUCGGAACCAAAGGUUCUCCAACCACAUCAAGGACUCGCCUUUGGAGGAGUGGGAGGGGAGGUUGAAUAUUGGCAUGUCAAAUUCCGUGGCAACUGCAAUUCGUGAAAGUGUUCGAGUGAUGGCCAUUGGUAAAACGAGAACUACUGACAAAGCAGAUCGUGCAACUGUGGAACAGGCAAUUGAUCCUAGAACUCGUAUGGUUCUAUUCAAAAUGCUGAAUCGAGGCGUAUUUCAUGAUAUUAAUGGCUGCAUUUCAACUGGGAAAGAAGCAAAUGUUUAUCAUGCAACAAAAUCUGAUGGUCAGGAGCUAGCAAUUAAAGUAUACAAGACUUCUAUUCUUGUAUUUAAGGAUAGGGAUCGUUAUGUACAAGGAGACUACCGCUUUAGAUAUGGAUACUGCAAGCAUAAUCCUCGGAAGAUGGUUAAAACUUGGGCUGAGAAAGAAAUGAGGAAUCUUUUGAGGCUGAAGGCAGCAGGAAUCAGGUGCCCAACUCCACUGCUUUUGAGACUUCAUGUUUUGGUCAUGGAAUUCAUAGGAAAGGCUGGUUGGGCUGCUCCUCGACUUAAAGAUGCUGCUUUAUCAUUGGACAAGUUACGAGAAGGUUAUGUGGAGAUGAUUGUGGCAAUGCGGACAUUAUAUCAGAAGUGCAAAUUGGUCCAUGGAGACCUCAGUGAAUAUAAUAUCCUCUAUUUUGACGGUCACUUGUAUAUCAUUGAUGUUUCUCAAGCAGUUGACCUUGACCAUCCUCGUGCCCUUGAUUUUCUUCGUGAAGAUUGUGUUCAUGUUUCUGAUUUCUUUAAAAAACAUGGGGUAGCUGUUAUGACUAUUCGGGAACUGUUUGAUUUCAUUGUUGAUCCAUCCAUUGCUGAUGAAUCCGUGGACAGUUAUUUGGAGGAGGUUCAACAACGAAUUGUUUCUAGAGUAGUUUCUCAGGAAGAUGAAAUUGCAGAUUCUGUAUUUAUGCAGACAUUUAUUCCGAAGACACUAGAACAUGUGAAGAAUGUGGAGGAGGAUGUAAUCCGGUUAACAAGUGGCAAGGACACUGGAGACAUGUAUUAUCAGACUAUUACUGGACUGAAGCAGGCUCUUUCUAUGGUUCAACGAUCCCCUGCUCACAAUGAUCAGGAACAUGGGGACGCGGACGGUAAAGAAAAGCACCUCACCAAUGCAACUGAUCAUUCAAACUCAGUUGAAGGCGAAACAGAAUCCGAAACAGAUGGAGAUGAAGAAAACCCAAGUGACUCAGAAGGGCAGGAGUCUGCAUCUGAUACCGAGGCACAAGCACCUGUUGAUAAAAAAACUGCCAGGAAAGAGAACAAGAAAAAAGUUAAAGAAGAGAAGAGGGAGGCUAGGAAGAACAAAGUGCCAAAGGCUGUGAAGAAAAGAAAGAAGAAGUUGGCCAAAGCUAAGAAAACAAGGUAGGAAGUUACAUUUAUCGGUAGGGAUGAGAAUUUUUUUUUUCUCCAGGGAAUUCAUUGCCUAUUGAUUAAAAAAAAAAAAAAAAACAAUUUUGGCAUCUGGGGAAAUACUUGCUUUGGGCAGCCAUUUUUCUGUUUAUAUAUUUAAAUUUUGUUUCGCCUUUUAUAUUAUGUGGUCACUUUUAAAUUUAAUUGUCAAGUUUUCCUCUAGGACAAUGCUUGUCAAAAGUUCACAUUUGAUUUC